This is a messenger RNA of Myzus persicae (green peach aphid), 3748 nucleotides long. Its product is annotated as bumetanide-sensitive sodium-(potassium)-chloride cotransporter-like. The record is from RefSeq and is a predicted model, not a curated record. The transcript is spliced from 17 exons. Gene Ontology annotation, molecular function: sodium:potassium:chloride symporter activity. Lineage: Eukaryota; Metazoa; Arthropoda; Insecta; Hemiptera; Aphididae. Gene Ontology annotation, cellular component: membrane. Gene Ontology annotation, biological process: potassium ion homeostasis; chloride transmembrane transport; sodium ion homeostasis. Bases 171 to 2867 code for a protein of 898 amino acids.
CAUUGUUUUUAUCUAUUAUGAAGAUCUCGUGAACUUUUACAGUGUAAUACUAUUAUUCCCAAUGUUUUGGUACAAGUUAUUUAAUUAAUUAAAAUAAUGACUCAAUUACUAUACAUUAUAUAAAACUCCUCCGUUUUAUGUAGCAGUUAUAAUUUUGAAAGCUUAAAAACAUGACAGAACACGAAAAAAUUAAAAACGAAAGUCGUCCGUGGAUUGAUCAGAUUCAAUCGUUCAAUGAAUUAUAUCGGGAAGAAGAAAACAAAAUAGAAGUUAGCCCAGGAAUAAAACUGGGAUGGGUCAAAGGCGUGUUGAUUCCAUGUCUACUCAGCAUCUGGGGCGUGAUGCUUUUCUUGCGGAUGCCAUGGAUUUUAGGACAAGCUGGAAUAUUUCAUUCAAUUAUUAUUAUUUUUAUUUCACUGAUUAUUAUUCUAAUCACCACUUUUUCAUUAUCUGCGAUCAGUACGAAUGGAAAAGUAAAAGGAGGGGGUCUUUAUUUCAUUAUUUCCCGAUCAAUUGGUCCGGAAUUUGGAGCGUCAAUUGGUAUUCUAUUAGCAUUUGCUAACACUGUUUCUGCGGCUAUGAACACAAUUGGAUUUUGUGUAUCUCUAAGAUCAUUGCUACAAUCAAGCAAUAUAACUCUAAUAGAUUCAAAUUUGGCAUUCAGAGGAUUAGGAGUAGUAUCUAUAAUAAUUAUGAGUAUACUCUGUUGUAUCGGCAUGGAUAGAGAAGCUGAAGUGCAAAAUGCUCUUCUGAUAGCGAUUAUUGUUGGUAUUUUUAACGUUAUUAUCGGUUCAUAUAACGGCCCAAAAAGUACUUUAGAAAAGGCAUCAGGAUUCACUGGAUUUGACAUGAAAACCUUCAAGCAAAACUGGUAUUCAGACUAUAGAAUUGAUAAUAACGUCCAACAAUCAUUUUUUACAAUUUUCGCGGUUUUAUUUCCCUCUGUAACUGGUAUACAAGCUGGAGCAAAUAUAUCGGGAGAUCUUAAAGAUCCUAGUGCUUCGAUACCUAAAGGAACAUUAUUAUCGAUUCUCAUUACUAUAACUUCGUAUGUAGUAUUAAUAGUAGUACCGGGAUCUGUUCAAUUGAGAGAAGCUAGUGGCAUUGAAAACGAAUUUCAAGAUGGAUAUUUUUCAAAUUGUUCAUUUAGAAAUUGCACCAAAGGAUUGUACAAUGACAUAAAUCUGAUGCAGUCGAUUUCGUUGUGGCCAAUAUCUAUAUAUUUUGGUUGUUUUGGAGCUACUAUUAGUACUGCUUUAACCGCAUUGAUAUCCGUUCCAAAGUUGUUACAAAGAAUGGGACAAGAUGAUGUUUAUCCACUCCUUAAAUAUUUAGCAAAAGGCUAUGGGAAAAGUAAAGAACCCUAUCGUGCUCAUGUUUUUGCCAUGGUUGUGUCAUCAAUAUUACUUAUCAUAGGCGAAUUAAAUGAGAUUGCUUCAUUGAUCUCAACUAUUUAUUUAUCUGCAUACGCCAUGUUAAAUUUGUGUACGUUUCAUGUUGCAUAUUGUAAGCCUUUGGGCUGGAGGCCAACUUACAAGUUUUAUAACAAAUGGUUAAGUCUGGCUGGAGCUAUUAUUUGCAUUUCAGUAAUGAUAUUUAUUGAUAAAAAAAUGUCAACAAUUGUUGGUUGUGAUGUAUGUGCCUUGUACAUACUCGCUCAUAGAAAAAAUGAAGAGAUAAAUUGGGGAUCUUCUAAGCAAACACAACAAAUAAAAACAGUUAUAAGAAACGUAUACAAAGCCGAUACCAUUCAAUACCAUAUCAAAAAUUAUUUGCCUAAUCUGAUUGUGUUUACGGGGAAUCCUGAGUCAAGAAAAAAGUUAGUUUCUUUAGCUCAUUUAAUCACUAAGAAUAAUGGAGUACAAAUGUGUGUUAAUAUAGAAAAGACAUCGCUUACACCAAGACAAAAGAAAAUAUGCCUCGACAAAGGAAUUCAAUGGUUAAGAAAUUCUGGAAUCAAAUCCCUCUAUGUUGUCAUUGAUAACAUAGAAUUAGAUUUAGCGACUCAUAUGAUAUAUAGCUGUGGUCAUGGACAAAUAAGACCAAAUAUAGCAAUGAUUGGAUACAAGUCCGAUUGGUUAAAUUGUCCAUAUCAAGAUCUUCAAACUUAUUUAAAUAUUUUCAAUGUGGCAAAUAUGAAUAACAUGUCAACAAUCAUGGUUCGUGUGUCAUCAACCGAGAGUUAUGAUGAUCAGAAUUUAUUAAUUCAAGAUUUUAAGCACUUGAAUAAAAAUGAAGAAAUUCCGUACAAAAUGCAAUCAAAUCAAAAUAUUAAAAAUCAACAAAAAGUGGCUGAUUGCUUUGUAAAAAUAAAAAACAAAGAAUUUUCAUUUGAGAAGAAGAAACGAAAUCAUGGGACAGUAGAUGUGUGGUGGUUGUACAACGAUGGAGGUUUAUCGCUAAUCAUUGCAUUUAUAAUAAAACAUAGUAUUACGUGGAAUAAUUGUAAAUUUCGAAUUUAUGGAGUAACAAAGAAAGUUGAAUGUUUAUCUGAAGAAAAAAACAAAUUAAAACAAUUAUUAUCACUGUAUCGAAUUGAUUUCGACUAUAUUGAUAUCAUUUUAGCCAACACUACUGGUCCUACAACAAUGACAUAUUUCAUUUCUUUAUUGGAACGCGCAGCUUCCAAAGAGAAUCAAUUUGAUGAUUACAAUUUACAAAAAGAACAUAUUGCUGAAACGUUAUUUUUGAGAGAUUUAAUUGAAUUGCAUUCAUUUAAUUCUGAUCUUAUCAUCUUAACGACUCCUAAAAAUAGCGAUGAAAUCAAUAUAUUAUUCAUGUGUUGGAUAGAAACGAUUUCUAGAGGGUUACCACCGUGUAUUAUAAUCAAUGGGAGUACUCAGCCAGUCCUUACAGUCAAUGCUUAAGCCAUAAAUAUAUAUUAUAUGCAAUAUGCAUUAAUUUUACUUUAUUUAUGUAUACAAUCACGCACUCUUGAAUUUCGUUUCAGAUUACCUAAUGUAGGUAGAUAUUAUUUUUUUUCACUCUGAGCUAAAUUGAACUGUGAUCAUUCCAAUCACUGAUUUCAAACCCAGUAUCCCCGAAAAAAAAUUCGUAACCGAUAUUUUAUUACUUAACAUAGACAUGAUAUAGUAAAAUCGAAACAAUACCGCUACAUAAGAACUUAGUAUUUUAUAUAAAGGAAUAUAUUCACAAAUAUUUUUCCACAUAACCAGUUAUUUUUCAUUAUAUACUCAUAAAAAUAAAACAUUUAAUUUUGAUUAAUAUUACAGAAUUCUAUAUUUUAAAAUGAAAAAUUAGUGAUAAAACGCAGUAUGAUACUUACAAUCUUACAAAAAUGAGCAUAGUUACACUUGUUUAAAAAAAAAAGUAAAGUAAACUUGUUUACACUGUAAUAACGGUAAACUAUUAAUAAUACCAAAGCACAUAUUUUCUAUAUCAAUUUGUUUUUUACUAUUUAUAAAUUUAUUAUUGCAAGUACAAUUUUAAUAAUGAUAAAAAUUACCUAUAUUAUAAACUAUUUUUAAUAUCUUAUAUUACGUUCCUUUUUUUUUCGAUAAAGAGACCUCAACUGAUGAUUCAGAUGCACUGAUAAAUACGUUUAUCUUAUAGUCUCAUUUUAUUUGUUCAUUUAUCUCUUAAAUUAGGUAUAGGUAUUGUAAUUUAUAAACUAUCAUGUUAUUAUCUUAUUUAUGCACUAAUAAUAUCUUUGCACACAAUCAUAUGUAUACAAUAUGUUUUUUUACUCAUUUCUUAAAAAUGAAAUAAAUAUAAUAUGUUUUAUAUU